CAGUUCGUCAGGUGCUGAUAGCUGCAGUGCCUGACUCCUCUUCCCCGUCCUGCGCCGACGCCUCUCUUGUCGGUCUUCCGUGUGGCCCAAACCCUAACCGGGAAAGCGGCGGGGCGCCGCUAGUCCGGGCCCCUUAGCGCCCUUGUCGGCGCGCAGAGCUUGAAACCGGAAGAGAAGGAUGGAGGCGGAGGUCGUGCUAGCCCCGACGCUGCCGUUCAAGAAGGUGCAGACGGCGGACAAGUACCCCAAGGGCCAGUCCCGCGGCCGCCAGUGGAAGCACCUCCGCCACCUCCUCCAGGCCGCCGACGCCUCCUCCAUGCCCCCCGACCGCCCCAACUAUUUGAAUAUUCAGUCACCCCCGUCCAUUUAUCCACCAAAGAGAUACUGUGAUAUAACAGGUUUUGAGGCACCAUAUGUGGAUCCGAGGACAAAGCUGCGUUACGCCGAUCCAGAGGUGUUCAAGCAGAUCAGAAUGCUUCCUGAUGAGUAUGUCCAAAGGUAUCUGGCAUUGAGAAACGCAGCGGUUAUACUGAGAUAACAAUACCCACCGGGCAAGAUAUGUGGUGAAGCCAAGUGCAGCGGUUAUAUUGAGAAACACAGCGGUUAUAAAAAAAUUAUUGUAAUGGUGUUGUUCCCCUAACUGUGUUGCACGCUCACAUGAAUAUUCUGGCUGUUACGGUUUUCGCUUCUGAACCCUGAUCUUUGAGAGAAAUGUUUGCCCCCCUCUUGUAUAUUCAUGGUUGUACCCAUGUGGUUAAGACUGUUAGAGACGUUCUGUUUGUAUUUUAUAUACUGACGUUUGAGAACUGAUGUUUAAAUAAAUGUUCUUGUCUGCUGUAGGCGUUUUUUUU
Phragmites australis (common reed) is the source of this 851-nucleotide messenger RNA. Its product is annotated as protein EIN6 ENHANCER. NCBI's taxonomy places the organism in Eukaryota, Viridiplantae, Streptophyta, Magnoliopsida, Poales, Poaceae. The record is from RefSeq and is a predicted model, not a curated record. Gene Ontology annotation, cellular component: Ino80 complex. The coding region runs from base 179 to 538 and encodes 119 amino acids. Gene Ontology annotation, biological process: chromatin remodeling. The transcript is spliced from 3 exons.